CUGUGACGGCGCCGACGGAGGUCGGAGGAGCGCCGCGCCGGUGCCGACGGAGCGCCGCAGUGACCGUCGGCGGCGGGCCAAGAGUUCUGAGCGGCGAGGAGAGGCCUCAUCACGCUGCGCUCCGCGGUGGCCGCGCGCUGGCUCCUGUGACGUCACUGGUUUGCGACCGCUGACGUCACUGGUCCGGCGGUGACGUCAUGUCCAGCCGGAUGGGGAACCGGCCCACCAGCUCUGAGAAGGCGGCGCUGCCCCGGCUGCCGACCGCCGCCGGCACUCACCACCGACCGGAAGGAAGCAAUAUAAUGUCGGACAAUGAGCUGAAAGAGCUGAAGAUGGUGUUCCGUCUGACGGACCGCAACAAGGACGGCAACAUCACGGCCGAGGAGCUGAAGCGCAUGCUGCUCGAUAAGCUGGACAUCCAGGUGGACGACUCGCUCAUCGGAGAGCUGAUGACGUCAGCAGGUGAAAACGAUGGAGGACUCAUCAGCGAGGGUCAGUUCAUCUCCUGGUUCCUCAAGAUGCAGAGCCUCUCCGCCGACAAGGCGCCCGACCAUGUGACCAGCGACUUGUUCUCGGCAUUUCGACUGUUUGACAGGGACGGCAACGGCUACAUCACACUGGACGAGUUGAGGAGAGCCAUGGACCUCAUCGAGGAGCGAAUGACAGAGGCAGAGCUGAACGCCCUCAUACAGAUGGCGGACGCAGACAAAGACGGCAGAAUCAACUACGAAGAGUUCCUGCGGAUGCUGAUCUGAGGCCGCUGGACAUGGUGUCCCGCCCACCGCACCAUAGGUCAUCGUGAGGUCGCUGGUCGUCAGUCGACCAAGCCAGGUCAUCGUAACUGAUCUGAGGUCGCCAGUCGACCCAGCCGCGCCCAGCUGAGGUCACUAUGAGGUUGGGUCAGCGCUGACGGGGGACGGAGAAGUCCUCUUGCCGAGCUGGCCGGAGCACCCAGUUCCCAGUGUUUCUCGCGCGGUGACAAACCGUCCCUGGCGGACUGCCCGGAAAGUGUAACUGUUGUUUGUGUUGCUAGGUGGCAGUGGCGCCGCGCCUCCACCGGGAGCGCAGCUAGUGGCUUAGUCGCUGCAUUGUCGAACAAACGCGAUGUCUUUCUAGAGGCGUGUUGUGUCCAGGGUCUGCCGGGCGAGGCGUAGCGUAGUGCUCCAUGUCUACCGCGGGUCGAUCAUGGCGCGUCUCCACGGCGACUGUCCGUGUCCCGACUGUGCAGUAGAUAGGAAGGUAAACUGUAAACGAAACGUGUGAACCAGGCGCAUACAGAGCAGGGCGAGCUACUGCACCGUCCUCGAGCCGGUAAUUUACGCCAUUAUUUUUCGACUGCAGAACUUUGACAAGUCGGCUGAAUAUGUAGAUUUACUGUUUCACUUUACCAACAUACAUCUCGCAAUGAAAAACUCUGCCCUCGUAUAUCAAUAUGUGGA
Messenger RNA from Amphibalanus amphitrite, 1439 nucleotides. Its product is annotated as calcium-binding protein E63-1-like. Bases 198 to 755 code for a protein of 185 amino acids. The transcript has 7 exons. Gene Ontology annotation, molecular function: enzyme regulator activity; calcium ion binding. The record is from RefSeq and is a predicted model, not a curated record. Lineage: Eukaryota; Metazoa; Arthropoda; Thecostraca; Balanomorpha; Balanidae.